Messenger RNA from Sander lucioperca (pikeperch), 2789 nucleotides. Its product is annotated as dynein heavy chain 17, axonemal-like. The transcript has 19 exons. The record is from RefSeq and is a predicted model, not a curated record. Bases 264 to 2702 code for a protein of 812 amino acids. NCBI's taxonomy places the organism in Eukaryota, Metazoa, Chordata, Actinopteri, Perciformes, Percidae.
CAACCUCUUCCAGUGUUGUGGUAUUCUGAGUGGUUUGGCGUGGUAAAUGUGGUGUAGUUUCUGGAUUUCCUGAUUGGUUGUUGUCUGUUCAGCUGAGGAGCAGCAGAGCUCAGCAGGUGGCGUCCAUCGUCCAGAAGGCAGAGAGCGUCUACUGGGCCACUCUGAGAGACAUCCACAGAGACGUCCAGGAAGGUCUGAAGGAGGCUGAGGACGUGACUCUGAAUCUGGGUCCUGUGCAGGAGAAGCUGGAGCAGGUGGAGCAGAUGGAGUACCAGCAGCUGGGGGACAACAUGGCGGCUGUGAUGGAGGAAGUGUGUCUGUUGUGGAUCAGGUCUGAGUUCUACUGUAAACCCUGCAGGAUGGUAGUCCUGCUACAGGAGGUCUGCAACCUCUUCCUACAGAUGAGCAGGAAGUUCCUGUGUGGGGAGGAAGUGAUGCGUUGCCUGGUGUCAGACCCAGGCCCGGUGCUGGAUGAUGUCAGACUGGUGAUCCGGACCUUGCAGACCCUCAAAGAGGCGUACAGCCAGACCAGGAUCCAGCUGGAGGAGGAGCAGCAGAGCUGCUGGGACUUCCCUUCACACCUGGUCUUCUUCCACCUGGACAACUUCCUGCUACAUAUGCACAGCAUCCAGGAGGUGUUCAGUGUGAGUGUGCAGCUCUACCGGUUGGACCAGGCGGUGCUGUCGGGCGUGGGAGGCAGGAUGUGGUCUGACGUGGUUCAGGGAGUGUAUCAGGACUUCCUGUGUCAUGUGACGGUUCUGUCAAACUUCACCUGUGACCCCACUGACCCUGACGACCAGAGCUUCCAGCAGCAGCUGGCUCAGUUCCAGGCUCAGGUGUCGGACCUGGAGAGACGUCUGGUGUCCGUCCUCAGCAGAGCUUUUGAGGACUGCUGCUCCGUCUCGUCUGCAGCAAAGCUGGUGAAGAUGUUUGGGUUCAUCCUGGACCGCCCUCUGAUCCAGGAUCAGCUGCGUCCUCACCUGCUCCGCCUGGUGGAGAUGGUUCUGGAGGAGCUGGAUCAGACGGAGCGUCUGUUCCAGAGUCAGAGAGAGAAACUGGACACGUUCAGCCGGUUCCUCCCGACCGCUGCAGCCAGACACUGCUGGAGCCACAGGCUCCGACUCAGAGCUGAAGACACGCUGACACACUUCACUGCUGUUCACAACCUGUACCAGGACUCUGGUGUGGCCCAGCAGGUUCUGCAGAGGUUCCAGCAGAUUAUGGACGUCCUGCAGGACUUCGGAGAUGGCGUAAGGUCCGCCUGGAGCUCGCAGCUGGACUCAGACUGUGGAUUCAUCCUGGACCAACCUCUGCUACAACACAACCAGCAAGGCAUGCUGGGAGUCAACUGCAGCCACAAGCUGGAGGCGGUGCUGAGGCAGCUCCGGUACGUGAGCAGGGAGACAGAUGUGGAGCUCCACCUGCACGCUGCUCGACUCUACACCUGCAUAGAUGACGUCACACAGAGCUACCUGAGCCUGAGUCACACCAUGUCCUGCUACGGCCAGGCGGUGAGUGAGGCGCUGGAGGAGGAAAUUCCUCUGAUCCAGAACCAGCUGCAGGAGCUGAACCGGACUCUGUCGGACCUGCAGAGGACCACCUGGAGCUGUGAAGGUGUACUGCAGCUGGUGGAGCAGCAGAGACACAGAGUGAUGAUCUUCCACGCCACAGUGAGCGAGGCCAGAGCCAACAUGGACGCCAUGACAGGAAUCCUACAGGGAUGGGCGGAGCUUCAGCUGCUGCAGCGGUCAGCUGACUCGCUGCUGGAGGGCGGAGCCACAGAGCAGAGCUGCAGACGAAUCAGAGACGAGGGACAGGAGCUGCUCCGGCUCACACAGGUGAACAGGCGUCUGUACGCAGCUGAAGACUCCUCCGAGUCCUGGAUCACAUAUCUGGACCACAUCGACGACAAAGUCCAGGACGGACUGUUCCAGCUGCUGCUGCGAUCGCUGCACUUCCUGUCUGACAACAUGAACCCAGAGAGCUGCAGUGCUGUGUUUCUAGCCGUCAGUCUGCAGCUGCAGGAGACAGGAAGUGUGUUUGAGCCGUCAGUGGAAGGCGGCCUCUCUGACCUCCUGAAGAGCGUCAUCUCUGACAUUUACACCGCCGCCAGUUUGCCGCCCAGGAUCUCUGUGAGUCGCCACGGCAACUACCAGGAGUCCCUGCAGCAGAAUCCGGAUCUGUCUGCGUUGGAACAGGAAGUGAUGCGUCGCCUGGGGCAGGUGCGUGAGGAGGCGGAGCUUCUGAAGGCGAGGCUGGACCGGUACUCCUUCCUGUGGCUGAGCAGCCGGGCGGCCGUGAUGAAGGAGUUCCUGAAGUACAGCCGGCAGCUGGGACCAGAGGAGCUGGAGGCUGAAGGGGCCCCGCCCACCCUGAAGGACUUCCACAGAGAGAUCGAGUCCCUCGGCAGACGGAGGACAGAUGUGACUCAGCUGGAUGAGGUGGUCGUUCUGCACAGCUGGCUGCAGGUGGACCUGCGUCCCUUCAGAGACUCGCUGCUGUCCGUCCUCCAGGACUGGAGACACAUGUACACACAGUACCUGCUGGGUGCCGUCAGCAACAGUCUGAAGCAGGUGACCCAGCGUGGCGAGGAUGAAGACUCCUCCUCUUCCUCCAGGUUCCCGCUGACUGAAACCAUCCUCCUGCUGGAAGCUGCAGGAGUCGAGCUGCCUGAACACCUGGCGGCUCAGCUGCAGUGCUGAGGACCUGAAGAGGAAACGUGAUUCCAGUGUUGACUUUAUUUAUUGAUUAUUGUUCAGAUUUGAGGAUUAAAAGUUGAGUAAAUCCUG